This is a messenger RNA of Rhagoletis zephyria (snowberry fruit fly), 2116 nucleotides long. Its product is annotated as gastrula zinc finger protein XlCGF48.2-like. Gene Ontology annotation, molecular function: zinc ion binding. Gene Ontology annotation, cellular component: nucleus. The record is from RefSeq and is a predicted model, not a curated record. Lineage: Eukaryota; Metazoa; Arthropoda; Insecta; Diptera; Tephritidae.
ACAUUUCUAUUCCCAUUUUUCAAAAAAAGGUUUCAAAGCUAAAGAUUUUUAGUAUUCCUUGUCCUCAAUACGCCAAAUAAAUUUUCAUAACGAAAACAAUGUAAAAUGAACAUGAAUUUUACCGAAAUUUUGUUUCCAAAUACCGAGUACUAGAUACAUCCAAAAGCUACAUCAUUAGAAGUGUUCACGAAAAUUAUUUCGUCAAUUCUCGUUUACAAAAAGCGGUGGCUGAAUAUUUUCUGAAAUUUUGUUUUGCAAAAUGUCUUUGACAUUUUCGGAUAUCUGCAACGAUCUCAAAACAUUUUUGGAAAGCAUUUGUCGCACCUGUAGUCGAAUUGAUAAUGGAGAUGGGCAAUUACAGUUUAAGCGCAUAUUUGAUAUUACAGUAGAGCCGCUGGUUACAUUUUCUGAAGAUGGCGAGGGAUUCCAAGCAAGCGAGGAAUUCAAAGAUGUGUAUAAUGAAUUAUUGUUUUGGAAACUUAAUAUUAAACCAAAUGAUGGAUUGCCACAGCAAAUUUGUCAUGAUUGCUUUGAGCGUUUAAAUGGUGUAAAACAUUUCCGUAAUCUCUGCCUGGAUACGCAAACUUUAUUACAGUCUUAUAUAAAUCAUGUGGACACAUUAUUGGAGUCCGGUAGUUUGGGACGCUUAUCUCCCCGAGGAGAAUCUCUAAAAAGUGAAUCGCGCAGUUCACCAGCGCCUUUACUGUUUAAUCCAGAUGACUUGGUAGAAGAAUCCCCAGAAACUCCCGAACGCCUAACAUCCCCACAAAAUUCACCCAAAAGUCAAUCCUUAUAUCAAAGCCCUCGUUAUAACAAGGAAAUUGUGUAUGCGGAAAGUUCAAUGGGUACACCUCCACCACUAUUUGACGAAAUGAACACUGAGCCAAUAGAUAUGGAGACACUGGAGUAUUUAAAAGCAGAAUCCGAUCCGGAAACAAAACAACACCCAGUUCAAUCUCUUGAUCCAACCCCAGACAUUUUACAUCCUUUGAACUUCAUAAGUAGUAGUGAGGAUGAAGACACCGAUGAUGAAAGUGUCACCGAUACUGAGCCAGAUACAAUGCCAUAUAAUGCAAAUUACUCUCCACGUCGUUCUCUGCAGUGCAAAAUUUGUUUCGCAAUUUUUCCUAAGCGCUUUCUAUUGAAAGAACACCGCCUGCGCUUACAUCCACAAGAAAACCCAUACGUUUGUAAUAUUUGUUCCAAAGGAUUUAAAUCGAAUUUCCAAUUGUCUCAACACAAACACAAGCAUAGUCGCCUGGACUCAAUAAAGUGUAAACAAUGCGGCAAACAUUUCCGUAGUCAACUACAUUUACAACGCCAUCAUAAGAAUUUUCAUUUAACAUCCACUUACACAUGCCAUAUUUGCAAUGAAAAAUUCGAAAACUACACACAAAUGCGAUUUCAAUAUCAUGUGCGACAGCACGGCGAGAAACGGUUUCAAUGCCAGUUUUGUGAAAAGUCAUUUCAUCAAAAAAUCCACCAAAUCAAUCAUGAACGUACCCACACAAAGGAACAGCCAUUUCGAUGUGAUGUUUGCGGAAAGUGCUACCGCCAGCAAACGGCUUGCAGAGAACACAUGUUGACACACAAAGAUCCUACUCCAUUCAAGUGCUCAAUUUGUCAAAAAGGAUUUACUCAGCGCUCGAGUUUGCGUAUGCAUUUACGUGGUCACAGCCAACAUAGCAAGAAGAAAUCUCGUUUUAAUUGUGAUUUAUGUGGACAAACUUUCUCGAAGGAAGCACAAUAUGAGUGGCAUCAAUUGAAUCAUAAAUCUUAUUGUAAGGAACCGACAACUGCAUUUGGAUUAGAGACACAAACUACACAUGGACUAACUUCUAAGAGAUUUGAUUGUAAUAUUUGUGGUAAAUCGUUUCUAAAAGAGAAGUUACUUUUACUCCAUGAACGGCAAUAUCAUGGAAGUGUUAUUGAUGAAGAAGGUGAUUCAGAGAGCGGGCUUCUCUACAAUCCUUCCUCUGACAAUCGUAUGCGCAGGACUAAUGAAGACACCAUUGAUAAAGACGUAUUAAAAUUUUUUAGCAUAUAAGCUGUUAAUGUUCAUUUGUAGGAUCUGAAACAUUUGGAAUUGGGAAUAAAUAUAGAAUAUCAAAUACAA